ACUCUUCUGACUGAUGAUGUCUCCCUAUGGGGGAAAGCAUGUCUACGUACUCGCCAAAACCUUAUAUAUAUACUCUAAAGAGAAGAACAUGACUGCUCGGAGUACGGCUAUGCAAUAGCAAAGGGCGUCGAUUUAAGUCACCCAUCUUGAGAUGGAGGGCCUCGCGAGAGAGACCAACCCAUCAUCCCACCAUCAAGAUUUCGCCUCCUGCGCGAGUGACGAGCGCCCGGAUGAGCCCGAGUUGGAAUUGGCAUCGCGACGGCGCCAGAAUGGUGCUGGAAACAACGAGCAUGUGAGUGAGAACAUGCUGCUUGACAGCAGCAAGUUUGGAGCUCUCAAGAGGCGUGAGUUCUUCAACAACCUGCUAAAGAACCUCGAAGACGACCACCCCCGCUUUCUGCGCAGACAAAAGGAAAGAAUUGACAGGGUUGAUGUCAAGUUGCCAGCAAUAGAGGUGAGGUAUAAUAAUCUGUUUGUGGAAGCAGAGUGCAGAGUUACUAAAGGAAAUCACCUGCCGUCUCUAUGGAAUAGUACCAAAGGUGCCUUCUCGGGCCUCGUGAAGUUGCUAGGCUUCGAAACGGAAAGAGCAAAAACCAACGUUCUAGAAGAUGUCAGUGGAAUCAUCAAACCCUGCAGAUUGACUCUUCUACUGGGACCUCCUGGAUGUGGCAAAAGCACUCUGUUGCGAGCUCUUGCCGGGAAACUAGAUAAAUCUCUAAAGGUAACAGGGGAUAUCUCUUAUAAUUGUUAUGAACUUCAUGAAUUUGUACCUGAGAAAACAGCUGUGUAUAUCAACCAACAUGAUCUGCACAUAGCUGAGAUGACUGUGAGGGAAACUUUAGACUUCUCAGCCCAGUGCCAAGGUGUUGGAAGAAGACCAAAAAUACUCAAGGAGGUGAACACAAGGGAGAGUGUGGCUGGGAUCAUACCUGAUGCGGACAUCGAUCUAUACAUGAAGGUAGUAGCAGUUGAAGCUUCAGAGCGAAGCCUACAGACAGAUUAUAUUUUGAAGAUCAUGGGGCUAGAGACAUGCGCAGACACGAUGGUUGGGGAUGCAAUGAGAAGAGGAAUAUCAGGGGGGCAGAAGAAAAGAUUAACCACAGCCGAGAUGAUUGUGGGACCCGCAAAAGCAUACUUUAUGGAUGAAAUAUCAAAUGGUCUGGAUAGCUCUACCACUUUUCAAAUAAUCAAUUGUUUCCAGCAACUGACAAACAUCAGCGAGUACACGAUGGUUAUUUCACUUCUUCAACCAACACCUGAGGUAUUUGAUCUUUUCGAUGACCUCAUACUAAUGGCAGAAGGGAAGAUUAUCUACCAUGGCCCUCGAAAUGAAGCCCUCAAUUUUUUUGAGGAGUGUGGGUUCAAAUGCCCAGAAAGAAAAGCGGCAGCUGACUUUCUCCAAGAGAUCUUGUCCAGGAAGGACCAAGAACAGUACUGGUUGGGUCCACAUGAAUCAUACAGAUAUAUCUCACCUCAUGAAUUAUCAAGCAUGUUCAAGGAGAAUCACAGGGGGAGAAAACUACAUGAACAAAGUGUACCUCCCAAAAGCCAGUUCGGCAAGGAAGCUUUAGCAUUCAAUAAGUAUUCGCUACGAAAACUGGAAAUGUUCAAAGCCUGUGGAGCAAGGGAAGCACUCCUAAUGAAAAGGAAUAUGUUUGUUUAUGUCUUCAAAACAGGCCAGCUUGCCAUUAUUGCACUCGUAACAAUGUCUGUAUUCCUUCGAACUCGCAUGACAAUAAGUUUCACUCAUGCAAAUUACUAUAUGGGAGCAUUAUUUUUUUCCAUCUUCAUGAUUAUGCUAAAUGGCAUACCAGAGAUGAGCAUGCAGAUUGGGAGACUCCCAAGUUUUUACAAACAAAAGAGCUACUAUUUCUAUUCAUCAUGGGCAUAUGCAAUACCAGCUUCAGUCCUAAAGGUCCCUGUUUCCAUACUGGAUUCGCUUGUAUGGAUAUCUAUCACAUAUUAUGGUAUUGGUUAUACACCUACUGUUUCAAGGUUCUUCUGCCAGUUUCUGAUACUUUGUCUUCUCCAUCAUUCAGUCACCUCGCAGUAUCGAUUUAUUGCUUCAUACUUCCAAACACCUAUUGUGUCUUUCUUCUACCUUUUUCUUGCUCUAACAGUAUUCCUUACAUUCGGAGGCUUCAUUCUUCCCAAGACCUCCAUGCCAGAAUGGCUAAACUGGGGAUUUUGGAUAUCUCCAAUGGCAUAUGCAGAAAUCAGCAUAGUUAUUAACGAGUUCUUGGCACCAAGAUGGCAGAAGGAAAGUAUUCAAAACAUAACAAUUGGGAACCAAAUCCUGGUUAAUCACGGCCUAUAUUACAGUUGGCAUUUUUAUUGGAUAUCCUUUGGAGCCUUGCUUGGAUCUAUUCUUUUAUUUUAUAUCGCUUUUGGAUUGGCACUAGAUUACAGAACACCUACAGAAGAAUAUCAUGGAAGCAGGCCUACAAAGAGCUUAUGUCAACAGCAGGAAAAAGAUUCCACUAUUCAAAAUGAAUCUGAUGAUCAAUCAAAUAUUUCCAAAGCAAAGAUGACUAUACCAACUAUGCAUCUUCCAAUUACAUUCCACAAUCUGAACUACUACAUUGAUACCCCACCGGAAAUGCUGAAACAAGGCUAUCCAACAAGAAGACUUCGACUGCUUAAUAACAUAACUGGAGCUUUACGUCCCGGUGUUCUUUCUGCACUAAUGGGUGUUAGUGGAGCUGGGAAGACAACUCUACUAGAUGUAUUAGCAGGAAGGAAAACAGGAGGUUAUAUUGAAGGGGACAUAAGAAUAGGUGGAUAUCCCAAGGUGCAGGAAACAUUUGUCAGAAUCUUGGGUUACUGCGAACAAGUCGACAUACAUUCCCCACAGCUUACAGUUGAAGAGUCUGUAACUUAUUCUGCGUGGCUUCGUCUGCCUUCUCAUGUCGACAAACAAACAAGAUCUAAAUUUGUUGCUGAAGUCCUUGAAACUGUUGAACUAGAUCAAAUAAAAGAUGUCUUAGUGGGGUCACCACAGAAAAAUGGAUUGUCCAUGGAGCAGAGAAAGAGGCUAACGAUUGCAGUCGAGCUUGUUUCAAACCCAUCAAUCAUACUAAUGGAUGAACCAACAACAGGUUUAGAUACAAGGUCAGCAGCCAUUGUUAUUCGUGCAGUCAAAAAUAUUUGUGAAACAGGAAGGACGGUAGUCUGUACAAUCCAUCAGCCGAGCACUGAAAUUUUUGAGGCAUUUGAUGAGCUCAUAUUAAUGAAAACCGGUGGGAAAACAAUCUACAAUGGACCAAUAGGAGAGCGCUCCUGCAAAGUGAUUGAGUACUUUGAGAAAAUUUCUGGAGUCCCAAAAAUAAAGAGUAACUGCAAUCCAGCUACCUGGAUGAUGGAUGUAACAUCGACAUCAAUGGAGGUUCAACACAACAUGGACUUUGCAAUUUUGUAUGAAGAGUCGUCACUGCAUAGAGAAGCUGAAGAUCUAGUGGAGCAGCUAAGUAUCCCAUUACCAAAUUCAGAAAAUCUACGCUUCUCCCAUAGUUUUGCACAGAAUGGCUGGAUUCAACUUAAAGCUUGCUUGUGGAAACAAAACAUAACUUACUGGAGAAGUCCUCAGUAUAACUUGAGGCGCAUUAUGAUGACUGUCAUAUCUGCCCUGAUCUACGGAGUAUUGUUCUGGAAGCAUGCAAAAGUAUUAAACAACGAGCAGGACAUGCUCAGUGUUUUUGGUGCAAUGUAUUUGGGUUUCACAACCAUAGGCGCUUAUAAUGAUCAGACAAUCAUACCAUUCAGUACGACUGAGCGUAUUGUAAUGUAUCGUGAGAAAUUUGCAGGAAUGUAUUCAUCUUGGUCAUAUUCAUUCGCACAGGCUUUCAUUGAGAUACCCUAUGUAUUUAUCCAAGUGGUACUGUAUACGUUAAUUGUCUAUCCGUCAACUGGUUAUUAUUGGACAGCACACAAAUUCCUAUGGUUCUUCUACACUACAUUUUGUUCAAUUCUCUCCUAUGUUUAUGUUGGGUUGCUUCUUGUUUCAAUAACCCCCAAUGUUCAAGUAGCUACCAUACUGGCUUCAUUUUUCAACACCAUGCAAACACUAUUCUCAGGAUUUAUUUUACCUGCACCUCAAAUCCCAAAGUGGUGGACUUGGCUCUACUAUCUCACUCCUACAUCUUGGGCACUCAAUGCCCUCUUGACAUCACAAUACGGAAACAUAGAAAAAGAGGUGAAAGCAUUUGGAGAAACUAAAUCAGUUUCAAUCUUCUUGAAUGACUAUUUUGGGUUUCAUCAAGACAAGUUGAGCAUAGUAGCAACUGUCCUCGUUGCCUUUCCUUUUGUGUUGAUAAUCUUGUUUUCGUUGUCCAUUGAGAAACUUAAUUUCCAGAAGAGGUAAGCAAGUUCUGACAUUCCAACAGACAUGAAUCUGUACAUGUUAAGAGAUAUAGCUACUUGCCUUUUUUCCAACUGCGAAAUGCAGAAUCAGAGCUGAUUGGGUGGCUAUUUUUCUCAAAUCUGAUGGGUAAACCUCGUGAAUAAGUAAUUGUGUACAAUAACUUGAUUGUGCUAAGUAUGAUUGUGAGUUGUAAUCUUUUUG
This is a messenger RNA of Triticum aestivum (bread wheat), 4561 nucleotides long. Its product is annotated as ABC transporter G family member 50. The record is from RefSeq and is a predicted model, not a curated record. The transcript has 24 exons. Lineage: Eukaryota; Viridiplantae; Streptophyta; Magnoliopsida; Poales; Poaceae. The coding region runs from base 152 to 4360 and encodes 1402 amino acids. Gene Ontology annotation, molecular function: ATP binding; ATP hydrolysis activity; ABC-type transporter activity. Gene Ontology annotation, cellular component: membrane.